AUGCCUGCUUUUGAAAGCCACGCCGGAGACCCUGGAAUUCGGCUGUUCGGUCGGACAAUAGAGGCCACAACCAGCCAAAGCGACACGCCUCGCGUGUCGGUAUCUGGCGAAUCAAGGCGAAGCAAUGGCGGGCGGGAGGAUGACACAGCCGAAACUGCCGGAUCUUCCGCCGUCAAUUCCGCAGCCUCACAGCAGCAAUGCCGCGGACUUGAUGCGAUACUAGCCGCGGCAAUGGAGGGCCAAGAAGCGACUGGCAAACCAAAGCAAGCCCGCGUCCCAAGUUGCUCGAGCAUGAAAAGCCAAGUCGACGACGAGCCGCGCGCAGGAAACGGCGCGACGGAAGGCGAGGACAACGCGGGAUGCCGAAAGCACUCGACGAUUUCUCAAGCAGAACAAGCAGAGCAAGGUCAACGCAGCAAUGGCGCCGGCGCCGGCGCCGGGGAUCAGCACAGCGACAGCGACGGCGCCGGGGACAGCGGCGUGGACGAGCCGACGGAGCAGGCGCAAGCGCAAUUGGCGCAGCCAACGACGGGAGCUCAGGAGCAGGCGGCUUCCGAACGUGCGGACGGGCAGGAGCAGCAGCAGCAGCCGCAAUUGGAGCAGCAGGAGCAGCAGUCGCUGAAGCGGCCGACUAAGAAGCUUCCUUGCCCGCGGUGCGCUAGUAUGGAUACGAAAUUCUGCUAUUACAACAACUACAAUGCGUCGCAGCCGCGCCAUUUCUGCAAGGGCUGCCAGCGCUACUGGACCGCCGGUGGAACGCUCCGCAACGUCCCCGUCGGCUCCGGCCGUCGAAAGGGCAAGAUCCCCGCGAGCGCCGCCGCCGCCGCUGCGGGCUCCCCGGGGGGUCAGCAGCCCCCUGCCGGUCUCCCGUCAGGUGGUCGCAGCUGCAGCCCAGACGGCAGCAGCGUCACUGGAUUGACCGGAUUGACCAGCUUGUCCAGCGGAAUGGCGAGUCCGGGGGCGGAAGUGUUGAGUCUGAGCUCCCCAGCCGCCGCCGCCGCCGCUGCCGCCGCAAUGGCCGCCGCGUCUGCCGCCGCAGCCGUCGCGGGGUCUUCUCGGUGGGGCAUUGAUCCCGCCGUCGUUGCGACAGACGCGGGUUCGAAUCCGUUUGCUGCCGCUUUACCACACGGCCAGUUUGUGCCGUCUAAUCUGCCGACGCAUCUGCCGGCGCAUCUGCCGGCGCACUUGCCUCCGCAUAUGGCGGUCGACAGCACCGCCGCUCUCCGCCAAAUGGGCCUUCCCUCGGCCUUUUCCGCCCCCACCGGCGCAACUUUCGCCUCGCCGCCUGCCGCGCCCGGCGCGCAGGCUCCAGCCGGAAUGGCGGGAAGCCCGGCGGGUUUGGCUGCGCUUUAUCCGUGGCGAUUCGGUGGCGUUCCCUUCGCGGCGGGGCAGGCUCCCGCCGAAGCUCCGCUGUCUCUCCCCGGACUCCCCAACUUACCCGCGCCUUCCGCGUACGGCGGUUUGGCGCGCGGAAGCCCGUCCGCCUUCUGCCCCUCCACAACAGCUGCACCAAGUAGCGCUCCUGGCGCGAGCGCUAGCGUGAGCGCCAGCCCUUCCGCGCACGCGCCGUUCCCCAUCUCCGCGCCCGUACCUUCCACCUGGUCCCCGUACAUGGGCGCAUAUCCCCCCGGAUUCGCCCCUCUUCACCCCAUGUCUGCGCAGCAUCCGCCUGGUGCUUCCCCCUUCGCUUCGCCCUUCAACGUGCCUGCCUUUCCGCCUGGAGCGAUUGCGCCCUGGUCCUCUGCGGGUUUUUCUCAUCCGCCUCUCCCCCACCCUUCGCAGCUUCCGCCGCACCCGCCCAUGGACCUUUCCCGCCCAUCGGAAGUGAAUUUCCCCGCGUCCGCGCAGUUGAGUGGGAAGAGGGGGAGGGAGGCCGAGGGGAAUGCGAGCGCUGCCGAUGGCGCAGUGGACUUUUUGAACAAACGGCAACGAGAGAGUUGA
Molecule: messenger RNA, 1941 nt
Organism: Closterium sp. Yama58-4
Lineage: Eukaryota; Viridiplantae; Streptophyta; Zygnematophyceae; Desmidiales; Closteriaceae
Source: the annotation of a GenBank genome assembly